CACUUUUCACUCACUCUACAUGCAUUUAUUGAAAAUAUAGAGUACUCCAAACAAAAACUUGAGUUUUGAAACUCAAGAAACAACUCUUAAAGGUGGAAGUCUUAAUAAAUGAUUAGUGAAAAUUGCUCUUAAUUAUUAGCAAAAAAUAAGCCUAGCAUUGUUGAAUGCUAGGCAGCCAAAUGUCGAUUUCGAGGCAAAAGAGUUGACGUAGUGACACUUCAAACUGACAAGGUGAGCAAACUUUCUCUUGGGAUUGAAGCGUUGUUAUUGUUGCUUGUGAACGUUAUUUUCAACAAGUUGCUAGCUAUCUCGGCUUACGCGCCAUGUUGUCGCCACCUUGUCGGACGGAUUUCCUGACGAUACCUCCCGGCAUUAGUCCGGCGGCAUUGCUUGAUUCAACCAUCAUGCUCCCAAAAUCACUGGUACCUAAUGAAACAAAUGUACCACAAACUUUGAACUACAUUGAUUCAACAAACAAUCAAAUCCCUCAGCAGCAAGAUUUCACCAAGAAACAAAACCAAUUUGAGCAGAGGGGCAUAUUCAGCACUAGCAUUAAUACUAGCAAUUCAUCAGAUGAUGGAUACACAUGGAGAAAAUAUGGACAAAAGCAUGUUAAAGGGAGUAAUUUUCCAAGAAGUUACUACAAAUGUACUCAACAAAAUUGCCCUGUUAGGAAAAAAGUUGAAUGUGCACCAAAUGGACAAGUCAUAGAAAUUGUCUACAACGGUGCUCAUAAUCACCCGAAAACUCAACAUCUUCGACGAAAAACUAUGGAUGAUUCCUAUGUUGUUAGCCAAGAAGAUGGAUCAUCAGUAUGGAGAAAUGAUCAGCAAUUUACAAGUUGUAAUGGACUAGAAAGAGCAUCCUCUGCAUCUGUCUUGUCUGAUGUCUCCGAUCCAAUGUUGUCGAACAAUCCGAAAUCCAUGAAUAUGUUUAAAUCAGAAGGGACUCCUGAGCUUUCUUCUACACUUACUAGUUAUGAUGGUGAAGAUGAAGAUUUUGCCACUCAAGAAGGAACUUUCAUUGGUGAUGGUGACAAUGAGUAUGAAUUAGAGCCAAAAAGAAGGAAGAAAGAAGGCUAUUCAGUUGAACCAAGUUUAUUGUCAAGAACAGUGAGAGAACCAAAAGUAGUCCUCCAGGUGGAGAGUGAGAUCGAUAUUCUUGAAGAUGGCUAUCGCUGGAGAAAAUAUGGACAAAAAGUUGUCAAAGGAAACCCGAACCCCAGGAGCUACUACAAAUGUACAAGUGCUGGAUGCAUAGUGAGGAAACACGUCGAAAGGGCAUCAGAUGACUUAAAAUCAGUAAUCACAACAUAUGAGGGGAAACACAACCAUGAAGUGCCAUCAGCAAACAAGACGAACGGAGUCGCAGGACACGUCCGUUCAGCAUCUACAUUAAAUGGGCAACAACCUUGCACUACAUCUCGAAAAAGUCUCAAAGAUUCAAAUAUCAGAGUGCAAUUUCAAGAUCUACCGAUUCCAUUCGAAAGGAAGCAUUUUGUAGGAAGCGAAUAUUUAAGGCCAAGUUUUGGUGGAAGUUACCUUGACAACUUGAGUUUCGGAGCUUGUUCUUUGCAGCUUCCAGACUUCCCAUUGUCAUUGCCAUUGCCAGCGCGAAUGAGUUUUCCUGCAAUACAGAACGAGCCUUGUCUUGGUGACUUCCAUUUUCCAUCCAAUCCUUGUCUUGCAGUUGGGAAUAUCCAACAUAUUAAUGAUGACAACAAUUCGAGAUUCCUUAAAACCAAAGAGGAGUUUCAGUACUGGACGUAGCUCGGGGUACUGUCUUCUGAUACAUCGUUAAGUAUAGAUUCUUUCAUCUAGUGGAUGCAGGUGCACUCACUUCUUUCAACUUAAAUAAUACACAUAUACAGUUCAAGGUUUAGAAAUAUAUGUAUUUAUCCUAUCGAUCAGGGUGGCACCUACCGAUGCUAUGACACAUGUAUGUUGGAACCAACAAGAAGCUAUAUGGAACAUAAAUUCAACGAAAGGCGAUACCUGUGCAUUUCAAGAACUUGCAACUUGUAUAACAGGCCAAGAGUACUAAUCGGUUACAUGGCCGAGUAAUUGGCCUAAUUAUUUGGUACUGUCAGUAACAUGAACACCAGUCUUUAUGAACAUUUGUUACUCUCGUUUUAUGGCGUUAAUCAAGCAGAUGUAAACGAUUCAUUAGGCAACAAUGAAUCCGAGUGGAAUUAACCUAUUUA
Messenger RNA from Lycium barbarum (goji berry), 2203 nucleotides. RefSeq names its product probable WRKY transcription factor 26. NCBI's taxonomy places the organism in Eukaryota, Viridiplantae, Streptophyta, Magnoliopsida, Solanales, Solanaceae. Bases 324 to 1769 code for a protein of 481 amino acids. Gene Ontology annotation, molecular function: sequence-specific DNA binding; DNA-binding transcription factor activity. Gene Ontology annotation, biological process: regulation of DNA-templated transcription. The record is from RefSeq and is a predicted model, not a curated record. The transcript has 5 exons.